Leucoraja erinaceus (little skate) is the source of this 2268-nucleotide messenger RNA. RefSeq names its product SH2 domain-containing protein 1A-like. The transcript has 4 exons. The record is from RefSeq and is a predicted model, not a curated record. NCBI's taxonomy places the organism in Eukaryota, Metazoa, Chordata, Chondrichthyes, Rajiformes, Rajidae. The coding region runs from base 572 to 979 and encodes 135 amino acids.
GCCAUUUAGAACUGAUAAGGAAACACUUUUUCUCACAGAGAAUGGUGAGUGUGGAAUUCUCUGCCUCAGAGGGCGGUGGAGGCAGGUUCUUUGGAUACUUUCAAGAGAGAGGUAGAUAGGGCUCUUAAAGAUAGCGGGGUCAGGGCAUAUGGGGAAAAGGCAGGAACGGGGUACUGAUUGGGGAUGAUCACAUUGAAUGGCGGUGCUGGCUCGAAGGGCCGAAUGGCCUACUCCUGCACCAAUUGUCUGUCUAAAAGUGGAUGUUUUCACACACCCAACAGCAAGAAGACAAAGUUAGACACGUUUCAGCUUUUGCUGUAUUUCCUGUAUCACCGCCAAAUACUCGGAUGUUUGAUUGUGAGAAGAUAAACAUGUUUAUCUUGAAGUAGACAUAGAAUGGGAAACGUAUAUCUCAGCGUUCUCAACCAGCAAUGUUAUCACUCAGGAAGUCAGGCGGUGAACCCACACACAGUCGUUGUAAACCAGAGACGCUGCCGAGAGAAAGAGGGAGGGGAGAGAGUGUGAAAGAGCGAGAAAGAGAGAGAGAGAGAGAGAGAGAGAGAGAAACCCCAUGCCAUUCAGUCACCUUCUUGGAAACAUGAGGUUCCCCGUCUAUCACGGGCGCAUCACCCGCGCAGAGACUGAAGAUCGGUUGGCAUCGAUGGGGAAUGACGGAAGUUACCUGCUCCGAGAUAGCGAGACCGUGCCAGGAGCCUAUUGUCUGUGUGUGUUGAAUCAACCCUUUGUUCAUACUUAUCGGGUUUCCGAAACUUCUGGGAAAUGGUCUGUUCAGACAUUGAAAGGAGUUCCACCACGUUAUUUCAGCAGCAUAGAACAGCUCCUGCUGGCGUAUGAGAAACCAGACCAAGGCUUAGUGGUAACUUUGCUGCAUCCAGUGGAAUAUACAACAUCUAAAAUCCAAAACCACAACGAAGACUUGCAGGAAGAACGAGCGUACAUGGAAAUGCUCGGCAUAUGACAUGGACCUAGUACAAGAGAAGAGUCUCCAGAGCAUCACGAAGUGUUAUCUUGGAAAUAAAUACAUUAUUCUGCUCCAAUGCUGUAAUUCUAGAUUAGUUAUUCCUUUAAACAUGCUGCAUCCAUGAAAAUGUGAAAAUCCAUUUGGUGUAAAUGAUAUAAUAUCCUAAUUUUUCCAAGCUGUAGAAUUCACUAAUGUAAACUAUAUUGCAAUCUUAUCUUGCCUACUUUAUGUAUAAUGUAGCAUAGAUGGAGACCAUUUGGCCCAUUUUACACCGCAUGCUCUGUGAUAGAGCCAUUUAUUUGGUUCAAGGGGGCUGGCUGGUUCAGGCUAAACUGAAUGAAAUAUAUAUUACUAAAAGUAAGAUCUUGACCACUUCCUGUUUUUCUGUUUCAUGAUUUUUGAAAAACGCUGCCACUUGCUGCUGUGAUUUUUGGCCAUCUUACUCAGAGUCCCCCUCCGCUGCGCAGGACAAGAGGAUUUUUCCCAUCGAUAAAAAAUAAAAUAGUUAUUAAUGUUUAAAAAAUGUUGACAUUCUCUCUGCUGCCCCUGCUGGUGGGAGGGGGGGAGGGACUAUAAAACCCAGAAGUGUUAUGUAUCACUCAGUCUCUGCAAGAUGGAGGAAGCGAGAGGGUCACGUCUCUCUGAGCUGUGAAUAACACUGAACACAUGUCUACUCCACUGUGAGUAUCCUUAAUGUGCUUUGAAAAUGAAAAUAUGGUUGCUUUUAAAUGCUGCACUGCAAAUGGUUGUUGCUGGUGGUGGUAACUGCUUUGAAAUGCUGCACUGCAAAUGGUUGUUGGUGGUAACUUGACAACUUCCUGAUUGCACUGCAUAUUGAUUUUAGUUAAAACGCUACCACAUAUGGCUGUGAUUUUGGCCAUCUUACUCAGUCCCCCUCCGCUCAUCAGGUGCAGAGGAUUUUUCCCAUCAAUGAAGCCUUGCACCCUGCUUGAAAUGGUAUGAAACUGCACUUCAAUUUGGUUGUCUUGCACCCUGCUUGAAGUGGCAUGAAACUGCACUUGAGUUUGGUGGCCCUGCACCCUGCUUGAAGUGGUAGAAAACUGCACUUGAGUUUGGUGGCCUUGCACCCUGCUUGAAAUGGAAUUUCAAGAAAUAGCCGUGAGUCAACUGCUUGCCCACCAGCCGUGAGUGAGCUGCCAGCACAUCAGGCUUGAGUGACUGAGCUGUCACCCCAAGAAUCCAUUUGGCCCACAAUGUCCAUACUAGCCCUCUGGAAACCAGCCCCUUCAGCCCGCAAUACCCAUACUAGCACUCCAGAAAGCCCC